This is a messenger RNA of Penicillium salamii, 1467 nucleotides long. NCBI's taxonomy places the organism in Eukaryota, Fungi, Ascomycota, Eurotiomycetes, Eurotiales, Aspergillaceae. The record is from the annotation of a GenBank genome assembly.
AUGGAGCCGCACAAAUCAAGCAUUGAGCAGCUGGAAAAAGUAAUGGCAUCUCCCCUUGAUCGACAUGGGGAUUAUGCCCAUCAGCAGAAAUUGACGAGGAGGAUCAUGUUGAAGUUGGAUACAAGAAUCCUCCCCAUGCUCGCACUACUCUUUCUUUGCUCGUUCCUCGAUCGGACGAAUGUCGGAAAUGCAAAGAUCAUUGGCUUAGAAGAGGAUCUGGCGAUUACCGACCAUCAGUAUGACGUUGGAUUGGCAGUCUUCUAUCUCACUUAUAUUUGCAGCGAACUACCGAGCAAUUUGGUUAUGAAAAAGGCAUCUCCUAAGCUAUGGUUGCCAUUUUUAACGGCCGUUUGGGGAAUCAUUACAAUGUGUCUGGGAUUCGUUCAGAACUAUGCUGGAUUUGUCGCUGUGCGAGCUUUGCUAGGCAUUGCAGAGGGUGGUCUGCUUCCUGGAAUGGUCUUGUAUCUGUCUGCCUUCUAUAGACGAGGCGAUUUGGCUCUGCGGAUUGGUCUUUUCUACACGGCGGCUUCCCUGUCAGGUGCAUUUGGAGGCCUGCUUGCUCGAGGAUUGGCGGAAAUAGGACCUCGGGGCGGCAUUGAGGGCUGGCGCUGGAUUUUGAUCGUUGAAGGCCUCUUGACCUUCGUCUGUGGAGUCUUGAGCUUCUUUGUUCUUCCAAAUAGCCUGGAGACGGCGUCCUUCUUGACUGCCGAGGAAAAGGACUUUGGCCGGGAACGACUGAUGCUGGAUAAUCCCGGGUCAGCAGAAGGUGCCUUGGCCUCCGAAGCUGAAUCGUUCAAAUGGUCAGAAGUACGCCGAGGAGUUUUGGAUGUUCAAGUGUGGCUCUCUGCCUCGGCGUACUUUGCCAUUCUCUCAGGACUCUAUUCCUUUGGAUUGUUUCUUCCAACAAUCAUCAAAAACCUGGGAUUUGCCAAAGAUGCCAACGAGGUUCAGCUGUGGUCCGUUAUACCAUACGCUGUUGCAGCCGUGAUUACAGUGAUCGUGGCUAUUGUCUCUGAUCGUCUCCGCCUGCGAGGUGUGGUGAUGCUUUUCACUCUCCCAAUCGCCAUUAUUGGCUAUGCUGCGAUUGCCAACAUCAAUUCCCCGCGUGUCCAGUACGGGAUGACCUUCCUCAUGGCCACUGGACAAUAUGCCAGUGUGCCGUGUAUCUUGGUGUGGCUGUCAAAUAAUUCAGCAGGCCACUAUAAGCGUGCUACUACCUCGGCGAUGCAAUUGGCAAUUGCCAAUGCCGGAGGCUUUGUAGCAACCUUCAAUUAUCCCUCCCGAGAUGGACCUUUGUUCCAUCGCGGACACACCAUCAUCCUGGGAUUGUUGGUAUUCGCCUGGUUUAUGAUUCUGCUCAAUGUGCUGUACUGUGUGAAGAUCAAUCGGGACAAGAAGAAUGGGAAAUACGAUCAGUAUGCAGGGUAUGCUGAUGACCGUAACCCAGAGUUCAUGAUGGUUCUGUAG